GGAGCAAUGUCUAGCGUCGCGUCGGGUUCUCUCAAUUAGCACCUGCGUGAGUGACACAGUAAGCCCCCAAAAACUGUAGCUCCCAGAGAUCAGUCUCAAUUGUAACAUACACGCCUACGGACGUGCUCUCGAGCUCCAGAAGCGCUUCAUUCCUUCACCUUCUCCCAAGUGAAAACCGAAAGUGAAUAGACGCAUAGUCAUGUCGUUGUCUAUGUCCAAUCGCUCGACACAUUCCACUCGCAUCUUUGCCAUAGUGGUCAUCUUCUUCAGCUGCUACAUUGCGGGCAUAUACAGUGCGGCACGUGCCAGCAGUCAAGUCAUACUCAAUGAAUCACAUAAUCGCAGCCAAAGCUUGGAAACUUCUGUGGCCCUCAGGGAUGGGGAGGACAUGGCGAUGUCUCGCAACAGUUCGAGGCAUCCUAGAUGGUUUCCAUUUUACACAAUCGGACGUUUCUCCAAUGACAUAUGCAUUGGGAAUAAUCUCCUGCUGGGCACCUGUGUGAUCAAUGGCGAGUGCUCGGAUAACAGCGGGGUGGCUGCCGGCAGUUGCUCCACCAUCACGGCUCAGGCGAUUUGCUGCAUUUAUCAAAGGACGUGUGGGGCAAGCACCACAUAUAACAACACCUAUUUCUACAAUGCCAACUAUCCGGCACCCUAUGCCGGGGGCGGACGUUGCUCAAUUACUGUGACUCCGCCGGAUUCGACAAUCUGCCAGCUGCGUGUGGACUUCUUAGCCUUAUCCCUGGCCCCGCCAACGGGCGAUGGCGUUUGCAGCACGGAUGCCUUGACCAUUACGGGAGGUGCCUCACAGGUGCCAACCAUUUGUGGCGAGAAUGCGGGCCAGCAUAUCUAUGUGGAUUUCAAUGGAGUGAAUCCCAUUUCCAUAUCGGUGGCCACAUCGAGCGGUUACACCUUCAAUCGGCAAUGGCAGUUUCAGAUACGCAUGCUCGGCUGCACUUCAGCCACCUUGGCGCCCUCGGGAUGUCUGCAGUACUACAUGCCCUCCAGUGGCACCUUCUCCAGCUUCAAUUAUGUGUCCGCCGCAUCGUCGGCCCUCAAUUCGAUUGGAGUGCAGGGCACUCGACAGUUGGCCAACACAAGAUAUGGCAUAUGUAUAAGGAAGGCAACGGGCAUGUGCUCCAUCACGUACAGUCAGGUCAGCUCCGAUUCCUAUUCGUUUACGCUGACCAACGAUGUGGGCGCUGUGGAUCCCACACUGCUGGCCACCUCAUCUGUCCAGAGUCAGGAAUGCACAACGGACUAUAUAGUGAUACCGGCUCCGACGCAGGGCGGCACAGCGAUGCCAAGUGAUAGAUUCUGUGGACUCGGCCUGGUGUCAACGACCACUUCGGCCAAGCCAUUUACGGUCUACACGGUGACUGAUAGCAAUGAGGAUAUGGACAUAUCGAAUCGUGGCUUCUAUCUAUCCUAUUCGCAAAACGCGUGCCCUGUUCUAUAGAGCUGGGGGUACAUCCUUUCCCUACAUUUAUCAUAAUAAAGAGACUUGAUUUAUCCAUAUAUCUACAUAUCUGUCGAUCUGUCUGUCUAUCA
Messenger RNA from Drosophila willistoni, 1551 nucleotides. RefSeq lists its product as uncharacterized. Lineage: Eukaryota; Metazoa; Arthropoda; Insecta; Diptera; Drosophilidae. The coding region runs from base 200 to 1459 and encodes 419 amino acids. The transcript is spliced from 3 exons. The record is from RefSeq and is a predicted model, not a curated record.